UCUCGCUUUCGAGUUUCCUGGCGAUAAGGGCGUCCCUUCUACACUUAUCGCGAACGGUGUGACGUCGUGUCGCUCUUUGAAUAGGAGUUUGACUCUGUCCUCAUCCCGUUUUCUUGGGAGCUUAUGACGCUAUGUUGGUUGGUGUGCAUAAUGUGCGAACCAGAACCUAUCUACAUAGUCCUGCUACCACUACGGUUGGGAAUUGUCGGAGGCGUUUGCAUCGUGAUAAAUGGCGUUGCCAAGUGGCGAGUUUAUGAUGGCGCUGUUGCUGAUGGUGGCUCAUCUACGCUUUUCCCAGCCCAAAAAUUGGAGGAAAGUGGAUACUGAUUGCCCUGAGCUCGAAUUCUGCUACUGCCAGCUUAUCAAGCGUGGUGCCAAGAUACUUUGUAGGGAUAUUGACAGCAGCGACGAUUUGGCGCGUGAACUUUCUAAGCUCAGCAAUACUUCCAUUUUUCAGCUAACUGUGAAGCAAGUUAACCUUACUGUUCUCCCUUCGUUUUACUUCGCGGAUCUCAAAAUGGUAACACUCUCCUUGAUUCAUACUCCGGUGGAAUAUAUAGAAGAUUCUGCGUUUGCAAACAUAACCAAGCUCAGACGGCUUCAGCUCGAAUCCAAUAGGCUGAAGACUAUUCCGGCUGCGUUUUCGACUCUCGGCGAAUUGACGAUUCUCAUAUUGUCCAGGAACUUCAUUGAAACUGUCAACGUUGAGUUGCGUAAUUUAAAAAAUUUAUCAGAGCUGGACCUUUCCCGUAACCGUAUCAAGAAUCUCCACCCCCUCGCCUUAAGAAAUCUAAAAAACCUUCGAAAACUGCGACUCGGAAAUAAUUAUAUCGAGUCUUUUCCACCUUUCUUUUUCAAGAGGGCCAAGCGUCUGGUCUUUGUUGAUUUGCACAAUAACCGCAUCAAAAUGAUCUAUGAAGCCUUUCAGGGUCUCCUGCAGCUCCAGGAGUUGCUUUUGUUCAACAAUAGCAUCAUAAACAUAGAUAGAUUGUCGAUGGGCAACGUUCCCAACCUACGAAUACUUCGAGCUGCGCACAACUCGAUCACCGACAUCCGCAAGUAUGGACCCGUGAACGUCGCCCUCGUGGAACUGGACCUGCGACACUGUAACAUCUCGAUGGUUGACAGUGAAGCGUUUCGAGCGCUCGGAGAUUUAAAAAAGGUUGACCUUUCGGAAAACUCGAUUUCAUACAUAAAUGGAACGGCCUUCUAUAAGCAGUCAAAACUGGAAAACUUUAAUGCCGCGAAAAACGUUAUAAUUAGCGUGCGUGACACUUUCAAAAAUACUCAGAGGUUGCGCAUCCUGAACUUAUCCAUGAACAGGAUCUCGGAUAUUACGGAAGCUUUUCUAGAGUUACGAAGCCUGACGUCAUUGACACUAACAAUGAACGAGAUACAAUUUGUUGGGGAUUCAACAUUUGAAAACAGUGGUAACCUUAAACGCUUGAACUUGAGCUUUAAUAAGAUACGGUGGCUAGGGAAAAAGAGCUUUAAGGGACUUGUUAACCUGAAACUGCUGUUAAUGAAUAACAAUCUCUUUCUGACGCUGAAUGGUUCCCUCAGCCACAUGCCCAUGCUAAAAUAUAUUUACCUGGAGGACAACCAUUUGGAGGUAUUCAAACCGAGCGACUUCGACAAUGAUCCGCAGCUAGGCUUUAUUUAUGCCUUUCGUAACAACCUAACCAGCGUCAAUGGUGCGUUCAGAAGCCUGAGAAACUUGCAAGUGGUUUUGCUACAGAGAAAUCGGCUGCAGGCCGUUCACAGGCAAAGUUUCCCUCGGUCACUAAACAAACUGCGAACCCUGGUCAUUGAAGCAAACCCAAUUGUAUGUGACUGUCUGCUCUCCUGGCUUAUGACUGAAGCGGUUCACGUAACAAAGCGCGGAGUGCCCAUGUGCCAAGGUCCCGCGUGGCUGGAAGGAAACCUUCUUUACAACUUGACCUUGGAGAAUCUAACAACGUGGAAAGAAGGCUGCGACCCGAAUUGCAUCUGCGAAUGCGUCGACGACGGCGCCUUCGGCAGACACGUGUUCGUGGACUGCUCCGACAGAGACUUGACGCAGCUUCCCGCCACGUUGCCCGCCGACACCAGAGCCCUGGAUCUGAGCGGGAACAAAUUGGAAUCCCUGGAUUCUGGGCCCUCAAACACCGCAGGUCUCGCGAAAAAGGCACCGUUCCUGCGCCUGCUCAAUCUCAGCAACAACUUACUGUCAAGCAUCGAUCCUUCUGAGAUCCCCCAAGGGACAGACGAGCUUUUCCUUCGAGGAAAUAGGCUGUCUCGUUUUCCCAUUGAUCUGGUUUCGAAAUUUAACAUGUCCAUCCUAGAGUUGGCUGGGAAUCCGUGGAACUGUGACUGUGAGGACUACGCAUUCAGGCAAUGGGCAGAGGCCUACACAGAUGUUGUUGAAGAUGCCGAAGAAAUUACGUGCGCCAAAGGCCCAAACCAGCUCGUUUCACUUAAACGGUUUAUGGACCUCGGACAAAAAGACUUGUGCCCAUCAAUGAUGUCUAAAAUCUUGUCUUACGGACUACCUCUUUUGGUGUUGUUGAUAAUCUCCCUGGCGGCAUCGACUGCUUACCUCAGGCACAAGCGGGCGAUCAAAGUAUGGCUGUACGCGCGCGGAGUAUGCAGUUCAUUGCAGUGCAUCAAGGAAGACGACCUAGACGAAGACAAGAUCUUCGACGUCUUCCUCUCGUUCAGCAGCAAGGACUCUAUGUGGGCAUACGAACAGCUCAUCCCCGGCGUAGAGGCCCAUGGCUUCUCGGUCUGCACCUAUGACCGCAAUUUCAAGGGAGGCUUCCUACUCCAGGACAUCAUCCAUGAAGCGGUGUCCUGCUCGAGACGCACUCUCCUGUUGCUGACCAAGAACUUUGUGGAGAGCGAGUGGUGCCGAUGGGAGUUCCGGGUGGCGCACCACCAGGCUCUUGAGGACAAGAUCAACCGUCUAAUCCUGGUCCUCGUGGACGAACUGGCGCCGGGCUUGGUGGACGAAGAACUGCAACUUUAUAUGCAGGCCACCAACUACCUCCGCUGGGGCGAACCACAUUUCUGGGACAAGCUCAUUUACUCGCUGCCGAAGAAGGACGCCAAACGCAAGCUUAUCCUGAGUUCGCAGGAGUACCCGAUGACGGUCCAACCAGAAAGUACCGAGCCUUGAACCAAAAGUCACCAACGUUCAUCAUUCACAUUUCUACCGCCUGUAAAAGCCUUUUCAUCCAUUCACAUUAUCGCGCAUAUUUAAAUGCAACGUGAAAAGAGAAGACAAAAAUAAACACUCCAUUCCCCUA
This is a messenger RNA of Ixodes scapularis (black-legged tick), 3287 nucleotides long. Its product is annotated as toll-like receptor Tollo. Bases 230 to 3157 code for a protein of 975 amino acids. Gene Ontology annotation, molecular function: transmembrane signaling receptor activity; protein binding. NCBI's taxonomy places the organism in Eukaryota, Metazoa, Arthropoda, Arachnida, Ixodida, Ixodidae. Gene Ontology annotation, biological process: toll-like receptor signaling pathway; innate immune response. Gene Ontology annotation, cellular component: membrane. The record is from RefSeq and is a predicted model, not a curated record. The transcript is spliced from 7 exons.